UUUGCAUACCCCACGCUCUACGCUCCGUUGCAGGUGGUCGGGCGAUCAGAGGAAAGUUGGUAACUUUGGCGGUUACAAGUGCAUACGGGGUCGGGGCCGGUAUAUGUAUUUUUGGCGAGAACGAAUGGCCGCCGAAUAGCAGCCGCCUAAGCUCCCGUGGCCUCCCCCGCCGAUUUCGGGGCUCCCGGGACGCACCUUGCAUUGCCGGAAUGAAUGUCUGUGGAAGUGUGGGUGUCCCGUUGGAGUUUCUCCAGCUCAUUUCUUGAGGUCAUCCAACCGCUUAUCAGGCACACCCUUCAAAUAGCUGCAUUCUUACUCGACGCCAUCCCUUUUGACCCUCUGGCUGCGGUGGCUCGAUCUCCCAGCCCUCCUUCUAUUAUUGACUGGCACUCAGGGCCUUUUCCUGGGGAAAACCCACUUCCCCCCCGUGGAAUAAUGGCCACGCCCGCGGCAGGCUGGAGUGGUGGCCGGAGUCGCAAGUACGGACUACGGAGGACUAGGGUAGGACCGCGACCGUCAAUGGGCCCCGACCAAUGGGCAUGCACGAUGGGAGAAACCACUGACCCCCCCCCCGGAAAUACGAGCGGCGGUAGUGGUGUACGCAUGGCCGGGAUGCGCCCCAGCGCGCCCAUCCCACCGACUGCAUCCUUCCUUCUUGUUCUACUUACUUUGUGUCUACUAAUUGCGUAUCUAGAUUGUUCUGGGUACUACCGAGUACUAAUCUACAAUCUAUACACCCUUACCGUACGGAGUACCGAGUACCACCCCGUUAAUCAUCCCCUCCUCCCUCUCGGAAUCGCCUGGAUAGCCGUAGGGAUUCCGACCCUGGUCUGAUAAGAGCGUACUCGAAAUAAUCUUAUGAUAAUCGUAAUACAUAAAUAAAUUGAUUUCCAAUCCUCAGCCCCCUCGAGUUUCCUGGACGGUGUGUCCAUCUACUACUGGUUGCCAGAUUC
Molecule: messenger RNA, 953 nt
Organism: Aspergillus heteromorphus CBS 117.55
Lineage: Eukaryota; Fungi; Ascomycota; Eurotiomycetes; Eurotiales; Aspergillaceae
Exons: 2
Coding region: 214-834 (206 amino acids)
Source: RefSeq, a predicted model, not a curated record